AUGGAUAAUGAUGAUUCUCAAAUACUACAAGAAGAAGUACAGAUUGAUAAGGAUUCUGGGUUAAAAGCUAAUGAUGAUGAUGAUAACUUUAAAGCACCUACAUGUACACAACGGAAGUCAAAAAAAAAUAUUUUUAAAAAAGCUAAAAUUGAUAGCACGUUGGACAAUGCUGUAGAAACCCUGAAAUAUGUUUGUAAAAAACAAACAAAUGAAAAUGAGUUUACAGUUUUUGCGAAACAUAUAGCAACUCAACUGGAACAACUUCCUUUAAAAGAGGCUCUCAUGGCACAAUCAGAUAUCCAGAAUAUUUUGACAAGAGCUCGCAUUAGUUCAAUGAAUGAGAUAAAUGGGUCCACAAACCCAAUUGUAAUGACAGCUACAAAUACAACUGAGGGACAACUUAUACCUUCACCAUCUGAUAAUAGCAAUUCAAAUAUCUCAUAUUCAAGUAAUGAUUCUACAAAAGAUGAAUUUGAUGCAUCUUACUCUGAUUGUUUUACAACUUUAGAACCAGUACAUCAAAUAAACCAACAAUCAAAUUUAGCACUAUUUUAUAAUAAUUUUGAAAUUGAAUAA
Macrosiphum euphorbiae (potato aphid) is the source of this 576-nucleotide messenger RNA. The record is from the annotation of a GenBank genome assembly. Lineage: Eukaryota; Metazoa; Arthropoda; Insecta; Hemiptera; Aphididae.